GGAGAAUAUGGGAGGAAACAGGCAACUACAGCAUUGCACCCGAUAGCAAUGUUUCUGAGUGUGCAAAAAACAAAAGCAGCCCAAUUUUCACAUUCCAGGAGAAUGUUUCCUGUUACAUGUAUAUAUCUCCAGGGAGUAAGAAGGUUCCAGAGGUUCAUCAGUUUCUCCAUUUCGUACGUCGGUGCGCUAGAGCUAUAGGUGCUUCUUCUAAGAUUGGGGAACCAGAAACCACCCCACCCACAACUGGGACAGGGCGUGGCGACCCACUCACCACUCGCUCCUUAGGACAGAGGAACACCUCCUUCUGACCCCUUCCCUGGAUCCUGUCCCUGCUCAGCUUCUCAGAGAAUGUUCUGCCCCCUUUAAAUCCGAGAACAAAUGUUCCCUGUUCUGUGAGCUUCCACUUAGAGAUCUGUGGACUGUUCUUGUAACCCUAAAAAUAAGAGAUGUCAUAGUACAGGGUCAGCCCCUGAUAAAAUAAAUAAAUGAUUUUUUCAGCUCAGAUUUUUCUCAGAUCUCUCCCGAAAGGUCAGUUGUGUGUAAGAACACAACGUGUUGAACCUCUGUUACGCUGUUUGUAUUUAACCUUCCCACGUAACAAAUAUACACACUUACAUACGUAUUGGUAUGCAAGAUGGUGUCAUGAAUUUCAGGGUACAAAUAGAAGAAUAAGCGGAGCGAUUUCACUUAUAUUUAACAUUUUGAAAGUCUAUUUGGAUGAAAGUCAUACUUUUCAAUCUAUCUGGGGUUAAGGUAUAUAUAACAUAUAUAUUCAUAUGGAUAUGGAUCUAACCUAUCUUUCAAAUCUUCAAGUUUUCUGAGCCCCGUGACUGUAAGUACAACUACAUACUUCUCUUGGGCGAUGAGAUUAAUCUCUAAAAGGCCUCUUAACAAAGUGGCAAGGCUGUGGAAGGAAACUCUUGGCAAAGGGCAGAGAGUAGGGAAUUCUGGGAUGUCUAUUGACUUUUGUGGAGGAAGGAAUUUUUAAGCCCCUUACCGCCCUCUCCUUCCCUUGUAAAUGAUUGGUUUUGAAGUGUUACACCGGCCACUGUGGCCUGUUCUCUUCAGGCAGCUUUCAAGAUAGGGACUCUGCCGCUGGAGGGGACAACUUCGGGUCACCCAACAGAUCACGAAGUUGUUCUCGCUCAGGAAUUUAUUUAUAAACCUUUUAAUAACACAAUCCCUGGUUACCAGCAGGUAAGGAAUACCUUCUGCUCAACUGGAAUAUAUGCAUUUUAGCCUAUGAAAUUGUGCCUUCCUUAAAAUUGAUAGCACUUUCCUUAGUUUAUCCCCGUCUCAGUACCUUGUCAUUCUGUUCAAUCUUGUAUAGGAAAUAGCUUUUUUUUUUUACUCUGAUUUCUCCCAUCUACCCUACUAUAACACGUAACACAAAAUUCUCCAGAGUUUAUAAUGUUCAAACACAAUUUCUUCUGUCUCAACAUUGAUUUAUGGUUGAAAUAUGCUUUGAGUUUGUUAAGAUCUGAAUUUCACAACAUGGUUUGCAGAUGAGGUGAGUAGUCUGUGUAACAGACUGGGUUGGGAUGACAGUAGGAAAAAAGGAGGGGACAGGACUUAGGCGGAGACGUGGAAAUGGGAGGAGGAACCCCAGACUGGAACAUCUUGCUGAGGAGUUGAUUAAACGAUAACUUUCAUUUAUUUGUUUAUUCAAUAAAUAUUUACUUGAUGGCUUCUGUAUCUGUAGGAGAUACAAAGAUGUGCUCAAAAGAUCUAACCUAGUAAAAAUGAAACAGCACUGACUGUAUGAGGGCCCUGUGUGGAGCACCUUAUAUUGACUUUAAUUUUAAGUCUCCUGACAGCCUGCAAGAUUGGGACUGUUGACAUUCCCUCUGGUCAGAUGAAGAAGCUACAGAGACAAGUCAUUUGGUCAGGAUCACACAGAGCAUGCAAGCUACAGAGGCCUAUUUUACUCGAUGGUUUGUUCAGUUAAUCAAUCUGUCUAUUGAGUACCUACCCUCCCUGGAAGCGCUGUUCUUGGAGCUGGUGAUACUAUGGUGAAGAGGACAAGGUUUCACCCCAGCCGGGAGCUUAGAUUGUAGGAGGGAAGUCACACAAUGCACAGAUCGAAUAAAAUAUAAUUUCCUGUCAAGGAGCCGGUGAGUCUCUAAGGAGAAGAACAACAAGGAUAAGGGGCUGGAGCGCUGGGCGGGAUUAGUGGGUUGCUUUGGAUUGAGUGACGGUCAGGGAAGGCCCUUCUGAGGAAGUGGUUUUGAACUGAGGAAGUGAGCUGUGCAACGAUCAGGCAGAGGGAACAGCAAGUAGCAUGGAGGUUUGUGGGAUGGCUUGUCGGCCGAGAGGAGUGAGGAAGGGGAGAUGAAUCAGAGGCUCCGUGACGUGGGGUCGCCCCUCGCCGUGGCAAGGAGUUUGCAUUUAUUCCAGUGUAAGGAAAGCCACUGGGGGGUUGGCAGAGGAGUGACACGAGCUGAUGUGUGUUUUUAAAGACCACUCAAACGGUGGUGUACAGAACUGACUGUAUUUGAAUCCAGAUUCCUCUGACUCCAGAGCUCAAGCUCUUAAUCAAUACACAAAAAAAUACAGCUGGGGAAUGAUAACUGUUCUACGAGAAGGUUCAGAAAAAGGAGUGAUGACCCCUGUUUGAGAAUUUCAGGGAAAUCUAGGUGGGACCUGACUAUGGACUGUGCCUGGAGCAUAGACCGUAUCUGCGGGGAGAGUGGGGAUAACGCUGAAGAUGAGAUCAGGCCACGUCUCGGGGGCCUUAAAUACCAGGCUAAGGAGUGUGGACUUUCCCAGGCAGUGGGGAGACACUGCAGCUUCUGAGCAGGUGAGAGACAUGCCGAUAGUAUGCUGUGGUGCUAUGCAACAUGUGCCCAGCAGUAGUGUCUGUGAUCUGCAAAGUGGUAAGAUUGACAUUAUAUUCUGAAUUGAAUGAAGAGACCAGUUAGAUGCCAGGGUGGUCCAGGUGAAAACCAAUGGUCCAGGUGAAAACCAAGUGGCAACUAUGGGACCAUCAAGAAGGUAAAGUGAGCAACUUUAGCGGGACAGGAUAGAUUGUGUUGGGGGGCAUGGACGAAGGGAAAGGCUAGAAGCAAAGAUGACUGAAGUUUGGGGUUUGAGUGACCAGAACAUCUCCUGGCAACAUGGAAUGGCUUGAAUUAUAUAAAUACAUAAAAAUAAAAAUAGGCUCACUAUUUUAAAAAGCCAUUAAUUCAGUAUCUGAUAUUUCUGUGGUUAAUCAUAGUUUUGUGGUUUUUAGGGUGCUUUCUAAAUAUUACAUGAAUAAAUCUUCUUUAAAAUGAGUUUAGUAAUCUCCAUUAUAGAAACGGCACAUAUCCUUUAAUAUAAAGUUUGGAAAAUACAGAAAAGUGGUGAGAAGAAAAUGCUUUUAAAUCACCCCAAGUUCUUCCCAUCAUAUACCUAGUGUCACGAUUGUUACAUCUGCCAAUCCACGUGUACGUAGUUGUUUUGGGCCUCAGGAAAGUUGAGUUUAGCUCACUCCUUAGUUCAUGGCAUGCUACCAUCUUUAGUCAAUACAAAGCUCCUCUUCGAGUUUUAUCUUAAUUUUUAGUAAAUAAAGGAAUAUUUGUGGAGACACGUGAAAAGGACAACUGAGCUCUAUCUAGAUAAAGGCCUAUCAGAUACGAUGUUUACAUGUGAUAUUCAUUCCCCUUUAGACAGAAAGGUGUAUCCUGGGAAAGGGUACCGUUCUUGCUUCAGAACAAUGGUCAUGAUCCCUUAGUGCUAACUGUUCACAGAAGAAGGAGAAGUCACUACAUAACCAGUCCCUGAGGCCUUGGGUUCUGCGGAUCCUCUAUGUAAGUCAGACAUACACCAAUACACACACUUCUAUUUUUACGGAUUAAUGUCUCCACUGUGGUACCUGAAUAUUGUGACUGAGCAUUGAUGAUUGUAUCACCUCUUGAUAUUUGCCUUGUGAACUGGAUGAAGAUUUAAGCUAUAUCAAACCCAUGCACUAGAGAUUCCCCAUCCCUGACCUACUGGCAAUAUCAAGAAAAAGUAUGUACCAGGGUAUUUUUAGGCAUAUUGUAUAAGCCUCUGUAAACACUUUGUCUUCUUUUUAUUUAUUUGCAGGAAGUUCAGAAAAAAGUGUCUCUUUUUAAUCUGCAGAUGGACAUAAGUGGGUUAAUUCCUGGUCUCGUGUCUACAUUCAUGCUUCUGUCUCAUAGUGACCACGGAGGACGAAAAUUCCCUUUGAUUUUGUCUUCUGUUGGUGCUCUUGCAAACAGUGCUUGGCUCUGUUUGCUUUCCUAUUUUGCCUUUCCAAUCCAGCUUUUGAUUGCAUCUACCUUUUUGGUUGCACUUUGUGGCAAUUACACCACACUUCUGGGAGCCUCUUUUGCCUACAUAGUUGAUCAAUGUAAAGAAAAGAAACAAAGAACAAUUCGAAUAGCUAUAAUUGACUUCCUGCUUGGAAUUGUCACUGGAUUAACAGGACUGUCGUCUGGCUAUUUUAUUAGAGAACUAGGUUUUGUGUGGUCGUUUUUAAUUGCUACUAUGGCUCUUACUGUUAACUUGAUUUAUAUUUUAUUCUUUCUUGAGGAUUCGAUGAAAGAGCCUUCAUCUCAGAAUGUUUCUGUAUCAUGGACUGAAGGCUUUAAAAACUUAUUUUACCGAACUUACAUGCUUUUUAAAAAUAAUUCUGGUGAGCAACGAUCUUUGCUCUGUUUGUUGCUUUUUACAAUGAUCACUUAUUUUUUCGUGACAGCUGGCAUUUCCCCCAUUUUUAUCCUUUAUGAAUUGGAUUCACCGCUCUGCUGGGAUGAAGUUUUAAUAGGUUAUGGAUCAGCGUUGGGUAGUGUCUCUUUUUUCAGCAGUUUCCUAGGAAUAUGGCUUUUUUCUUAUUGUAUGGAAGAUAUUCACAUGGCCUUCAUUGGAAUUUUUACCACCAUGGUAGGAAUGGCUAUGACUGCUUUUGCCAGAACAACAUUGAUGAUGUUUUUAGUCAGGCUGCCAUUCCUUUUCACUGUUGUGCCAUUCUCUGUUCUACGGUCCAUGAUAUCAAAAGUGGUUCGUUCUACUGAACAAGGCACCAUGUUCGCUUGUCUCGCUUUCUUAGAAACACUUGGCGGAAUCACUGCGGUUUCUACUUUCAACGGAAUUUAUUCAGCCACUGUUGCUUGGUACAAAGGCUUCGUCUUUCUGCUCUCCGCUGUUUUAUUACUAAUUCCAGCCAUCAGUCUAUGUGCUGUCAAGUGCAUCAGCAGGAAUGCGGGAAGCUAUGUCCUUCUUAUACAAGAAGAAUCCAGCGAAGACACUUCAGACAGAUGAUUAAUUGUGAAUAAAAAAAAUCCAAAUGCUCAUAUCAUAUACCCUUGACUUCUGAAGGAUAUAAACUAGCUCCACAAUCAGUACUUCAUGAAUAAUCAAUGCUGCAAGUCCUUUCUUCUAAACUAAACAGUCAGAAAUAGUUGCUGCUCUAGCUUCUUACAGCACCGUGCACUUUGAGCACUUUAUGAAGACCACGUGACAUAUUCCCAGUAGAUAAAAGAACAAAUCUCAAGACACCUCCCACUUUGGGAUUUACCAAAGAAACUGAAACUUAUCGGUAUAAAAUGGGACUAAGAAAUCUGAUACAAUCAAAAGCAGUAAUCUCCCUGAUAUACUCCAGUCUCUCACAUUAAGACCAAGAAGAACUCUUUGUCUGACUCAGUUUCUUCAUCUGCAAAAUGACUUUUUGACCCCUCUCAAAGAUUUUGAAGGCAUAACUGUUGAAAAUUACGAUGUCAGUCGCUUAUAGGAGAAUGAUAGAAGUUUCAAGUAUUCAUAAUAUAAUUUUCUUCUACUUGGGUAAUGCUUUGUUUUUUAGAGCCCAUCAAGGUGUUAGUGAUAGUCAAAGCUCUCAGUAGCUGCAAUAUCCUUCAAAGGGAAGCACUUUAAUGAAUACAUUUUCACUUUUCCUAAUAUGUUUCAUCAGUGACAGGCAUGAUAAUAUUUCCAUAAGUAACACAGGGGUGACUGAAAAAAGAGAUUACAAAUAGUUCCUACAGAAAUGUAAAAACUGAGUAAACAGGCAAUCAUGAUGUAAAGUAACUAGUACUUAUAGAGUCAAUAUUCACUCCUUCUUUCUGUCAAAGGGUAUCCAUCUCUUACUGCCUUAUACUCAUCCUGGGACCACCAUGGUCCCUGAAAACACCGCAUCCUCUCCUGCCUCCUGUCUGCACACAAGGUUCCACUGGGCCUUCUUCCCUCCCUACGUUGAAACUUUUAAGUCUCAGCCAAGGCAUUGCUUCCGCUUCCUCCGUGUCCCUUCCGAACAUUUCUACCCUCCCCUCCUGCCCACCUCCACCCCCCCACCCCCGUCCCUGCAGGGCCCCCACAGCUCUCUGGGUACUGCCAUCCAAGCAUUUUCCCUUGUCUUGUAAUGUCUGUUCCCCUACUUGACAAUGAGCACCUUGAGGACAGGGACAAUCUUUGAUUCCUCAUUAUAUCCACAAUAAAAUUUGAAUUAAAUGAA
Messenger RNA from Aethalodelphis obliquidens (Pacific white-sided dolphin), 6451 nucleotides. It is a transcript of the gene SLC46A3, whose product is annotated as solute carrier family 46 member 3. Gene Ontology annotation, molecular function: transmembrane transporter activity. The transcript has 6 exons. The record is from RefSeq and is a predicted model, not a curated record. Bases 4105 to 5265 code for a protein of 386 amino acids. Gene Ontology annotation, cellular component: lysosomal membrane. Gene Ontology annotation, biological process: vacuolar transmembrane transport. NCBI's taxonomy places the organism in Eukaryota, Metazoa, Chordata, Mammalia, Artiodactyla, Delphinidae.